AUGUCAAACCACAAAGAACUUGGAGAGCUUGGAGACUUGGACAAGGCUAAGAACCUUGCUAAAAAAGGACAGGCACAAGAGACGCUUCUGAGCGUCGCCCCUGGUAACCAGAAGGUGGAAGGCAAGACCGAGGGCCAAUUGGGCAAGGGUGAGCAUGCCAAAACCGAAGGCCACCUUGGAAAGACUGAAGGCAAGACCGAGGGUCAAUUAGGCAAGACCGAAGGCCAGUUGGGCAAAACUGAAGGACAGUUAGGUAAGUCCGAGGGCCAGUUGGGCAAGUCUGAGGGCCAAUUGGGUAAGGUUGAAGGCCAGGCUGGUAAAACAGAGGGUCAGCUCGGAAAAGACCAUCUCAAGACCGAAGGCGACCUUGGUAAGACCGAAGGCCAGCUUGGAAAGACUGAAGGCGACACUGGCAAGCGUCAGUAA
This is a messenger RNA of Candidozyma pseudohaemuli, 426 nucleotides long. RefSeq lists its product as uncharacterized. NCBI's taxonomy places the organism in Eukaryota, Fungi, Ascomycota, Pichiomycetes, Serinales, Metschnikowiaceae. The coding region runs from base 1 to 426 and encodes 141 amino acids. The transcript has a single exon. The record is from RefSeq and is a predicted model, not a curated record.